Molecule: messenger RNA, 3157 nt
Organism: Polychytrium aggregatum
Lineage: Eukaryota; Fungi; Chytridiomycota; Chytridiomycetes; Polychytriales
Exons: 9
Coding region: 151-2874 (907 amino acids)
Biological process (GO): regulation of DNA-templated transcription; DNA-templated transcription
Molecular function (GO): zinc ion binding; DNA binding; DNA-binding transcription factor activity, RNA polymerase II-specific
Source: RefSeq, a predicted model, not a curated record
CAGCUCUCAGGCAUGUGUAUCCGUGCAUGUGUUUGUGUAUAAUCCGUUCCUGCGCCGGCAUCCACCCUUCACCCUCGGAUUCUCCUUUCAUCUGCCUGCCGACCAGUCGACCUCUCCGAUCUCGCCACCUUCGUCUUGCCCCCCAAUUCCAUGAGCUCCAUCGCCGACAGCACCCCGCCGGCCAAGCGGCCGAAGCAGAGCCGAACAACCCGUGCAUGCGACGUCUGUCGUCUCAAGCGCAACAAAUGCAGCGGCGAUCAGCCCUGCACGUCCUGUCGAGAAAGCGGAUUUACCUGCACUUAUGAGAAGCCUCAGCUCAAACGAGGACCGCAGCCUCGCAACCAACUGCCAGUCAGCGUGUUUCCACAACCUGGCAGAGGCAACCCUCCUCUGUUGGCAAGCAGCUUCCAGCCUGCUCCUGCAGCCGCCUCGAGCACAUAUGGCGAUCCCGAGACUGGGAUGUGGGGCGGCGACCUUUGCGCAAUCCUAGACUCGACCAUUGGAACAACCACCUAUCUCGGGGCAACGUCGCUCGGCGGCGGCAGGUGUCUUGAGCACUGUCCGCGCAACCCCAAGGGGCUGAUCGAGUUCGCAGUCGCUUCCCCGGUCUCGGCUCUGCUGCUCAUCCCGCGGACAAAGUCGAUUCCCUUCUGUGAGGAACUCACCCAGGCACUGAUCCGGAGCUUCUUUGCGACGAACCGCUCAAUCACAUCCAUGUUUCACCUUCCAUACUUUGAACAAGAAUACAAUGCCGAGAUGCACACGGAGCCCUUCAGCUUGCUCGUUUGGACCAUUUGCGCAUUCGUGUCCCUCCAGAAUGGCUCGCUGGCAAACAUUGGAUUCCGCGACGUGGCAUCGACUCAACGCACCAUGUUCAACCACUGCAUACCGCUCCUAAAGAGGCUGCAACAGUUCCCAAACAUCCAUACGCUUCGUUCCCUGAUUAUCUGGAGUCUGAUCUGUCUCGAUAGCACCGAGCUUAUCCGUCACAGCACGGGCUCGUACCUUGCCCUGGCCUGCUCGAUGGCUAUUGAACUUGCCCUCCAUCUGGAUAUCGAUGAUAUGCGCAAUCCUCCACUCGACGAUGCCACCAAGAAGAUCUACCACGGCACUUUUUUCAGCCUGUACACCGCCGAUCGUCUCUCAGCAUUCAUUUCGGGGCGGCCUGCGUUUAUCCGAGACGACAUGUGGGACGCAUCUCUACUUUCAUACCAAUGGCCCGAUGAAGACUACAGUUUCAUGCUCAUGUUUGUCGAUCUCGGGCGGAUCGGCAGCGAUAUCAUCGAUAUCUUGAAUGGUCCCAAGUUCUUCAACACCGAGGAAAGACGCACGGCGAUCGGGCGCCGUGCCGACGCAGAGCUUGAUCGCUUUUGGGCCAAUCUGCCAGCCUACUACCGUGCUGUGCCAGAGGAAGCCUGGACCGGCCGUCACUGGCUCCACCUCCGAUACUACUGCCUCAAGAUCCUCACAAAGCGCAUGAUUUCGGCAAGGCAUACCCCCGAGUCAAUCAACUGCGCCCGCUCUAUUGUCAAGUGCUUCAGGUCGUUCCCUCGACCGCGCCGAGGCGAAUAUGUCUUUCAACGUUCCCUGUGCUCCCAUCUGGCUAUGGUGGCCGCCACUGUUCUUUUGGACGUGAUUACUGCCAUGUCUUCGAGCGGAGGCGGGGGCACAGAAGAAAAGGUGCUCAUCAUCAGUGAACUGAACGAAACUCUUGUAUUGCUGGAGGACCUUGGCGUGGCCUCGUCGGUGCGGCUGCGGCAAAUCAUCGACAAGUGCAUCAACUGGCAAACAGUCCAGCGCCGAAGCCUCGAAGUCACCGAGCAGCGCCGUCUGAUUGAACCCUCGCCAACAGCAGAGACUGCAGCUGCUGGUCAGCUCGAACUUAUGUGCCAUGUGCCGUUGGCCUUCCACGACAGUCCAGCUAUCGGCGCUACAGCUGCAUCGAUACCAUACAACAGCUACUCGCUAGCGUCAGCUGCGAAUGCCCAACAGCCAAACACGAGCCGACUCCAGUUUGAGGCCGGAUCGUUAGUGGAGGCCGGGCUGGCUCCUCAACCCGCGUGUCCCAUUCCGAGCUCCUCUGGUUUCGGCACCAUUAGCGACACGCAGCCAAGCACCAGCGCCAGCGCCAGCACACUCCCGAGCCAAGUCGCUUACUCUCUUGCGUCAAGACCAAUGCCACCCGAGCGUCUGGUACGCAGUGUUCCAGAGCCGCCAGAGCUGCCAUCUGCGACAAUCAAUGGAUGCCAUCGCUUCAACUCCAACCAGAUCGUGCCACCGAAUCCCUACCCUAGCGUUUCUGUUGAGCGACGGCAGUCUCUAUCCGCUGCAGUAAACCCACUGGAUGCAAUCUCGUACGACCUCGUGUCCGCCAAGGGCAUCGCCAACCCGGGGCUCACAAACGCUGGAUACGUUGUCCUUGGCUCGAGCGACUACUCUGCUGUUCAGCAAGUCCAGGACAAGCCCGGUCCGCAGCAGCCCCAGCCACUCGCGCUUUACCCAACGUUAUCUCCAAUACCACUGGGCCAGGCUGCCGUCGCCACAGCAUCGUACAUACCGGCAAUCUAUCAAGACACCAUGCUCCGGCAUCCGCUGCCCGUCGGUAUUGGCGUACUACCGCCUCCCGCCAUGGUUGCUGCAAAUGCGACAGACAAGAGCCAACAGCGAUAUCCAACACCGCCGCAGCGGCAUCAGUCGACCCAGCCGGCCCAGUCGCAAACACAGCAGCCGUCACAGUCCCAACUCCAACAGCAAGCACCGCCAUUGCUACAACCAUUGCCGCAGUUGCAUAUGCCUCCGCCACCGCCACAGCCGCUGCUGCAUCCUCCAUCGCAGCAGCAGCAGAGAUUUGUGAUUGCCUCCCCUCCGUGGUGACAGUGCUGAUGGCAACUGCGUGGAGUUGGUGCUAUUCGAUCCCCUCUCGUCGGCAGCGCCUCUGUUGCCGAAACUUGGAAUAGAGUAGUGAAUGUCUGUGUCUCGUCAGCGAUCGUCAGCGAUCGGUAGCGCACCGGUAGCGCAUCAUCAUUGUCCCAGCGGCGUGCCAAUAGCGCAUCAGCAGUGCAUCAGCAGUGCAUUGGCUGGCUUCUGGGCAAUGGGCCGGGUGCGCCGGUCGGACGCCCUUGUCGUGGAAUAUAGCCGAAUUGGCCCCGCUCAGAGC